Molecule: messenger RNA, 1512 nt
Organism: Diversispora eburnea
Lineage: Eukaryota; Fungi; Glomeromycota; Glomeromycetes; Diversisporales; Diversisporaceae
Source: the annotation of a GenBank genome assembly
AUGGGUUAUAGAAAGUCAAUAUGGGUAUCAUUGACGAUUGUUAUUACCGUGAUAAUGUCCGGGUUGAUUAGGAUUGACGCAGCUAAUGAACCUUCACAUGUGGAAUCGAAGGAAUAUAAUAAUGCUUAUGUAGCAGCUAUCACUUUACCGGAUAAUUAUCAAAUACUUGAUGUUCCAACUAAUCCAUCUUCAUUUGUGGAUUGUACAAAAGAACAAGACAAUCCAGUACAAUAUAAAUGUGAUUCAAGGGACAAUAAAAUUUUUUUUAUUCAAUUCACGGUAUAUUCAGCACAACCAGUUAAUUCAUCUUCAUCUUUUAGGGUAUAUAUUUUUGGAGAUCAAUGUAGUCAAAAACAAUUUUGUACUGAUCUUGCCAUUGAUGAUAGUAGAUCUGGUAAAAUAUCUUUGGGACCAUUAGGAAAAUGGCCAACGUAUGUGGUUAUUAUUGCAGCAGUAGUGCUUGGUCUCGUAAUAUUGGGAGUGGGAUAUUUAGUAUAUAGAAGAAAUUCAACGGCUCCUCCUUCAUCACUUCCAACACCACGUGGACGACCUAAAAAUACACUUUUAAAUAUUGAUGGAACAGAUAAUUCAGAAUUUAUUCCCCCAUCAAAUAAUUUUGAUAGAGCAAAAAGUAAGAAAAGAACAAGAGACAUUAAUACUAGAUCAUAUGAUCCUUCAGAUUCAAAUUCAUAUGAUCCUUCAUAUAAUAAUAAUAUGAAGAAUAAAGGAAGAAAUUCAAAAAAUAAACCAAAUGAUAGGAAUCAAACAGAAUUGGAUAUUUAUGAUGUUAAUUAUAAUACUUCUGAUGUACAAAGGAAAUUUUCAUAUAACACAAGAGAUUCACAGCAAAUGUUAGAUUUAUCACAUCCAGUAUCAUUAAGGACGCGAGAUAGAUUAUCGGAUGAAAGUAGAACAAAAUCAGGAGGAGGAUCUCGUCAAUCAGCUCAACGAUCUAAAGGUACUCCAUUAUUCCCACCUUCAUCAUUUCCACAAUCAACAUCUCCACCACCAUACGAAUUACAUCGUAGUGGUAAAUCAAGACAAGUUUCUGAUCAGUAUUAUGAUCAACAAUCCAUAAGAGAUCAUCAUCGUACAUCAGAUUUAUCAAAUCCACGAGAAAAUCGAGAAAGUCGAGAAAGUCGAUCAUCACCAAGAAAAUCGACAAAAUCGAAAAAGUCUAGAAAAAAACAUGAUAUAGAAUCAGAUACGGAUUCCACAAAUUCAUCAUCAAAUGAUAAUUUACCAUUAGCAAUAACUGUAAAUAAUUUACAAAAAGGAGGAUAUAAACAACGAAGGAGUAGAAAUAGUCAAUAUACCUAUGAAUCAGGAAGAAAUCAAUAUGAUUCAGUGUUAGAUGAAAUGCUUGGUACAUCAGAUUAUCAAGAAUCUCAAAAUUCAGAAAAAAAUAGUGAAAAAGGUAGUCAAAAAGAUAGAGAAGAAGAAUAUUCAAAUGAGAAACCAGAAAUUAUUAGUGAUGAUGAAGUUCCUAUAGGAAUUUUAAGGGCACAAUAA